Molecule: messenger RNA, 3163 nt
Organism: Corythoichthys intestinalis (scribbled pipefish)
Lineage: Eukaryota; Metazoa; Chordata; Actinopteri; Syngnathiformes; Syngnathidae
Product: septin-8-A-like
Exons: 10
Coding region: 86-1411 (441 amino acids)
Biological process (GO): intracellular protein localization; cytoskeleton-dependent cytokinesis
Cellular component (GO): cell division site; septin ring; septin complex
Molecular function (GO): molecular adaptor activity; GTP binding; GTPase activity
Source: RefSeq, a predicted model, not a curated record
CGAAUGGCGGUGGUGUUUUGAGAGUGCGUGUGCGCAAUGACACGGGGAUAAAUGCGGAUUUUCUCCAGCGACUAUGUAGUGGAGAAUGAUGCGAUGUCAUUUCACAUUGGAAUGCGACAAGAGGAGCCCUAUGAAACACGGGACAGCAUGCAGCGACGCAAAUGAAGACAAACGAACCUUGGAGCUCGGGGGCCACGUGGGCUUCGACAGUCUUCCAGAUCAGUUGGUCAGCAAAUCAGUCACACGGGGCUUCAGCUUCAACAUCCUCUGCGUAGGGGAAACAGGGAUAGGCAAAUCCACAUUGAUGAACACACUUUUUAAUACGAGAUUUGAGAAUGAAGAGGCCAGUCACUACGAGAAAGAUGUGCUUCUACGACCACAUACGUAUGAAUUGCAGGAAAGCAAUGUCAACCUCAAGCUGACCAUCGUUCACACGAUCGGUUUUGGUGAUCAGAUCAACAAUGAAGAAAGCUAUAAACCCAUUGUGGACUACAUUGACACGCAGUAUGAGACAUACCUUGAAGAGGAGCUAAAAAUAAAACGCUCCCUGUCCAAUUUCCAUGACACGAGAAUCCACAUUUGUCUUUAUUUCAUCGCUCCCAACGGCCACUCCCUCAAGUCUCUGGAUCUCCUCACCAUGAAGAAGCUCGACAGCAAGGUGAACGUCAUCCCUGUCAUUGCUAAGGCAGACACUGUAUCCAGGAGUGAAUUGGACAAGUUAAAGAUCAAGAUCAUGAGUGAACUGGUCAGAAAUGGAGUGCAGAUAUACCAGUUUCCAACAGAGGAUGAGGCUGUGGCCGAAAUCAACUCUUCCAUGAAUACUCACCUACCAUUUGCUGUGGUCGGCAGUGUGGAAGACGUUAAAGUCGGCAAUAAAAUCGUCAAAGCAAGACUAUACCCCUGGGGUUCAGUACAGGUGGAGAAUGAGAACCAUUGUGAUUUUGUGAAGCUGAGGGAGAUGCUUCUGCGUGUGAACAUGGACGAUCUCCGUGAGCAAACGCACACUCGGCAUUAUGAACUUUACCGCCGCUGCAAGCUGGAAGAGAUGGGCUUCAAGGACACGGACCCCAACAGCCAGUCGUUCAGCCUACAGGAGACAUACAAAGGCAAGAGGAAGGAGUUCCUUCAAGAACUACAACACCAGGAGGAAACAAUGAGGCAGACGUUUGUCAACAAAGUAAAGGAGACUGAAGCAGAACUGAAAGAAAAGGAAAAAGAGCUCCACGAGAGGUUUGAGCAACUAAAACGGCUCCACCAGGAAGAAAAGAAGAACCUGGAGGAGAAACGACGGGAACUGGAGGAAGAGAUGAAUGCUUUUAACAGGAGGAAGGUUGCUGCAGAGACUCUGAUGGGCCAGGCUCUUCAAUGUGCUUCUCAGCCUUUCAAGAAGGACAAGGAUAAGAAGAAUUGAUUCACAGAACAAUCAUCCAGUGAAACCAUGAAUGUGUCUGCCAUCAGCGUUGAUAAAAGAGACAGUGGUGGUGUGUGAGCCUGAAUAUGAAUACGCCUGCUGUAAUCCACUGUUUACUUACCGAUGACAGCGCUAGCUCUGCUCACUGUAUUGAUGCUGACUCUGCGAGACACACAAAAACAAAUUAGUGGACUGUUUUCAAUACUUGCAGCUUCUGUUAUUUCGUGCUCUUGCCGUGAAUGUGUUGAAUUCUUUUUUCCAGUCAAAAAAAAAAACAAUGAGCUCAUCAAGAUGAAAACAUAUUUGUAAACUACAGUAUACAUUAUAUUAAUAUCAUAAUUUAACACUGGAACAGUGUUCAUAAUGUAAUUAGGAAUAUUUUUGAAUGAAUGUUUUAAUUGAAUGAGAUCCAAUAGAUGCAAUGAAUAUUAGGUCUACACUACACAACACUGUUUAAAUGCCAGGUUUUCAUUUUUGAUUUUAUAAAAAGUUAAAACAUUACACUACUCAUCACCAUUAGAGCACAAAAAUAUUUCCUUUUUUUAAAUGGAGUAAUCAAAUAUACUGUCAGAUCUAUUAAUUUAACAAUCAAAAAACAUAAACGUCAACCAGAAUAUUGCAAAAAAUCUGUUUGUUCAGUUUAGUUCAGUGCUGCAUCACUGCAAACCACAAUAAUUAGCACAUUGUUAAAACUUAUUUCACGGUGGUAAUCAAAAGUAAUCUUUCAAAAGGACAAUGCAAUCUUUACUAAGUGUAUCACAUAACAAAUGCUUCUUACUGCAGCUGUUUUCAUUGCAGAAAUUGACGCUGGCAUUGUAAUUUAUUAACAAGCGUGUCUUCAAAACAAUUAACUAAAGUGCAUCUUUGGCUUCACUAACAAAUAACAUGCAGUGGUUCAAUAUGUUGCUCAUGUCUUGUCUUUUCUUCUCAUAGCUUCUUUAGUCUUCCGUCUGCGUGCUCCUUAACCUCAUCCAGGAAUUUGAAUUAGAAGACUCUCUACUAACCUCGCCAGCAAGUAACAGACGGACAAGCAAGUGAAUUAUUUUUGACACUUGAAUGAGCACUUUUACAGAAAUGCACUUAAAUGGCUGAAAAUAUAUUGCUUCAAGUCUUCCUUGCGUGUUCUACACUCUGCUAUUUCGCCAAGAAUGUGCAUGACUUCCAACCAUCUCAAACUUCCUUUAACGGAAAAAGUUUUAAAUGUGCCCGUCCUUCAUUAACCAUGUAUUUUUGACAGAUUACACUGUGAAAUAAUACUGUACAUAAUACGGUAUAUUGAGUCUAUAUGCGAUCAUGAACGUAAAGAGCAUCUUGUCCUAUUCAUAGUUCAGAGUUAUAAUUGGAAAUGUGUGUUUUAGUAUGUUCCAAAGGGAUUCAAUAAAACAGCUCUGCAUCGAGACAUUACUAAUUAGCAAUUGCCAUUUGGCCACUUUUGCUUGAAAUGUAUAGUAAAAUAUUGGAAAAAUAUUUUAACAAUGACUAGAAACACUGUAGUGACAUCAUCAUAUGUACAAAGGUGAUUAAAAUUCGGCUAAAAUAAAAAUUUAUAUUGGACAGCAUUGAAAGAGCUGUUUUAUUGGAAUUAUUUUAUGAUGUGGCCAAUGAAUGUACGUUUUAUGGUGCUCGUGUAGUCGAGAUUGGUAUUAUAGUCAAAACAAGAAUAGUAAUUUGCACAGACACAAUAUUUAUAUGUCAAAUGAAAUGUUUGAUUCGUGUUGUCCAUUUUAUGUAAUAAAUACUAACUUUAUUGCA